AUGCUUCGAGAUCAGCAGCGCCUCAAAUCGGGCGAGAUUACGAAGCGGGCCCGGGCUCUCUCAGGCGCCCGCCCGCGCCCGUGCACUCGCCCGAAUUAUUGCCGCAAGGUCGAUGCCAAAAAGGGCCUGGCCGCGAGCAAGUUUUGCAGGCGCGGGCCGCAGGGGCCGCAGAAGGCGACGAUGAAGGCGGGGCGGUUCUUGAUCGCGCAGCUGAAGAAGCAGCGCCGCGCAUCCACUUGCACGUCGACGUCGCCCCAGGGGCUGCGAGAGAAAUCGGCUUUGUCCACGGACGGCGUCGUCGUUCCCGCGCCGCUGGCGGGCCCGGCGGAUCGCUUGAAUUUUCUGAAGCGCGACGAGCAACGCAUGCGGCGGACGCAUAGCGAGUCUUUCAAGCCUUCUUGGAACGGCAAGAACGCCGACCACAGCCGGGCACCGCUAUCGAGGGCAGUCUCGUCGCGGGGCGGCUGCUCAGAGGGCGGGUUCUCCACCGUCGCGACUCGCGCGCGCAAGGAGCUCACCGGUGUCGAGUAG
Prorocentrum cordatum is the source of this 531-nucleotide messenger RNA. NCBI's taxonomy places the organism in Eukaryota, Dinophyceae, Prorocentrales, Prorocentraceae. The record is from the annotation of a GenBank genome assembly.